GCUAUUUCUGUUUUUUGAGGUUCGUCUUUUUUUUUCUUUCUUCUUCUUUAAGCAUCAAACCCUUUUGUAUAUACAGUCGACUGAGUAUGUCCAUCAUAUAAUUUCACCAACUACUUUCUUGAUUUUGUAGCAAAUUCAUAUAAUCAUAGCCUAGAAGCUGUUUUAAUUCCGACCGUAGUUGGUAUCUAGUUAAGAUUAAAAAAGAGGGUGAUAAUUGUCAUAAAGAAUUUAUAUAUAGUCCAACCCCAACUCCUAAUUGAUUACUGGUAGGGUUGCUCUUUGUUCCAAUUUGGAGUAAAUGAAUUCAUGUCAUUGGGGUUAAAAAGGAAAGGGCUUGAGAAAGAAAAGGUUACUUUUCUUGUUUGUAAAGCAAAGUGGAGGUCGAAUAUUAGGGUACAAGCUUAGUAGGGGUAGAGUUUUGUUUUGUCUUCUGAAAGUUUGAGCUUGUUAGUAUCCAUACUUGUAGUUCUUGCCAUAUGUAGUUGAGUUAUAAAAGGUGGAAGAAAAUGAUAAAAAGGCGGUUUUACAAGCUUGAACAUGGUGAUAGAGAUGCUCCUUCGCAGUCCUCUUCAUCCUCCGACUCUGAAUUUGAGGCGGAGGAAACAGAAGACGAACAGGAGGAGGAGGAAGAGGAAGAGCAGGAUGACAAUGACGUAAAGGAAGAGGAUGAUGGUGUUGCUCGUCUGACAGGGGGAAAUGAAUCUUCUUCGGGAUAUGAGAGUGAAGAUAGCUCUUUCAAUGAAGUUAAUCUUGACUCAUCAGGUCUUCCAACGAGUGAUGAAGAUGUUACAACUCUAAAGGACACCAAGUUUGAUGGUGAAAGUUAUUUGUCUGAAAAGGUCGUUGCAGAAUCAGAUAUUAUGCAGAAAAGUUCUAUACCCGAAGAGGAUGAGAUUCCAAGUGAUGCUUCAGAUUAUGUCUUGAAAUGUAAAUCAGUUUAUAAGUGCAGGCUGUGUCCUAGAAUCGUCUGCUUGACUGUUCAGACUCUAAUUGCUCAUCUUAAAUCCAAAAGGCAUGCCCGCUCUGUAAAGUUGUUGAAAGAAGGGAGGCUUAAACUUAUGCUUAAUGAAGACGGAAGAAUUGAGGGAGAAAUUCAUCCUGAGGUGGAGGAUAGCCCAGUUAGAGAACAGAAUCCCUCAGCAUCAAAGAAGAAAAGCAAAGGACUGAAAAGGCAACUUAGGGAGAAGAAGUAUAAGAAUAAGGAAAACUUUCUGCCCGUGGAGAACACUGUAGAGUCGAGAAGGAACCGUUCCAGGAAGAGGCAGAAAAACAAGUAAAAAACAUAGUUAGAUCUCGCUAUAUAUGCAUUGAGCAGGAAUCUUUGCUACAAGACGUUAGAAGAAAAGGAACUACAUGUCUGAUAGGGGCUGGAAUUAGUAGUUUGCCCAACGAUGUCACCCAAAAUCUCGAAUUUCUUUUUUCAAUUUUUGAUCUGAGAGAGCAAUUUUGUACUUGGAUGUUGGAUCUAAAGCUUUGUUUUUCUAGUUAGUGCAUGGCAAAGAUAUGACAUGCAUUUCAAAACCUUUUGUCAAAUCUGUUCUGUAAAAUGAAGUAAAUUUCUAAGUUAUAUUUCUGAAGAUGUUAUGACUACAUACACAGAAACAACCUUUCUUCAA
Molecule: messenger RNA, 1616 nt
Organism: Solanum pennellii
Lineage: Eukaryota; Viridiplantae; Streptophyta; Magnoliopsida; Solanales; Solanaceae
Product: cyclin-dependent kinase 11A
Exons: 7
Coding region: 507-1277 (256 amino acids)
Source: RefSeq, a predicted model, not a curated record